AUGUCCAGCCCCAGCCCCUACCCCCAGCCCCAGCCACUACCCCCAUCCCCAUCUCCACCCGAGCCCCAGCCCCAGCCCCAGCCCCAGCCCCUAACCCCAUCUCCACCCCAGCCCCUAUCCCCAUCUCCACCCCAGCCCCUACCCCCAUCUCCACCCCAGCCCCAGCCCCAGCCCCAGCCCCAGCCCCAGCCCCCAUCUCCACCCCAGCCCCAGCCCCAGCCCCAGCCCCAGCCCCAGCUCCAGCCCCAGCCCCAGCCCCUACCCCCAUCUCCACCCCAGCCCCAGCCCCAGCCCCAGCCCCAGCUCCAGCCCCAGCCCCAGCUCCAGCCCCAGCCCCAGCCCCUACCCCCAUCUCCACCCCAGCCCCAGCCCCAGCCCCAGCCCCAGCCCCCAUCUCCACCCCAGCCCCAGCUCCACCCCGAGCCCCCAUCCCAUCCCCAACCCUCAUCUCCAACACCUCGGUGUAUCCUGUUAAUACACUUUCUAUGUCGUUGUUGA
This is a messenger RNA of Pecten maximus, 498 nucleotides long. Its product is annotated as protein TsetseEP-like. The coding region runs from base 1 to 498 and encodes 165 amino acids. The record is from RefSeq and is a predicted model, not a curated record. The transcript has a single exon. NCBI's taxonomy places the organism in Eukaryota, Metazoa, Mollusca, Bivalvia, Pectinida, Pectinidae.